Molecule: messenger RNA, 2568 nt
Organism: Plutella xylostella (diamondback moth)
Lineage: Eukaryota; Metazoa; Arthropoda; Insecta; Lepidoptera; Plutellidae
Molecular function (GO): histone binding
Source: RefSeq, a predicted model, not a curated record
GUCAGUCAGUGUCAAAAUGUGGAAUGGUCUUGUCUGCUGGCGCAAUUUUCUUUUUGUUUGUAUUUUUAAGUUUAGAAUCUGAAAAAGUGUUGUAAAGUAUCUGAAAAAGAAUGAAUAAUGAAUGCUACCGAAACAGUGGAAAUUGGUUCAUCUGAUGAUGAGGUGGAAGCAAUUGAACAGAACAAUCCAAAACAUCAAGAAAAAACCAGUGCAGCCAAAACUGAUGUCAAGAAGACUACUACUACUGAAACUAAUAAAAAACUAACUAUCACCGUUGAGGAUGAACUGAAGGAACCAAACUUGAAGUCUACAAAAAUAGUUAUUGAAAUUGACGAAGUCACAUCUAAUAAAGAAACAGUAACAGAAGUACCAUCAAAUAUAAGAAGUAUAUUUGGUGUUGAACAUGAUGUCAAUGACUUUUCCCCAGAAUUCAUGAAGCUUCUGGAUGUAUGCAUAGAUUUUGAGUUUUCAGAAGGAAUGACUAGGAUUUUGAAUAGAAACUUAAUCCCUUACUACAAGCUAGCUGAUAAAAAACACACUGAAGCAUUGGAGUUCAGAAAGUUUCUAGAAAACAUUAUAGUUCAAAUGAAAAAGAACCCAGAACAUAAAUUCUCAUAUUUGAGAGAAGUUUGUAUGAACCUUAAAAGUCAUGCAUUGCGGAAGAGGGCCAAGUUGAUAACAUUGGACAAAGAUUCAGGAACUUCAAAGAAAAGGCGACUUCUAGAAGUAACACCAAAGAACCAAAUAGUUGAUGUUAUAGAUCUGGACAAUGAACCAGAAGCAGCUGCCGUCAUAGAUGUUGAUAAUGAACCUGAGGAUGUUAUCUUCGUAGCUGAGGAGAAAGAAAAUUUACCAAUUCAAAUAACCUCAGUAACAAGUAAUUUUGUUGAACAGCCAAAACAAAAGAACGAAGAUAUCCCAAUAGAAAUUACUUCAGCUAUCAGUAAUAUAGAUCCUGAACAAGAGCAGAAACAAAUAGAAGAGAGAAUCAAAGGUUUAGAGGCUCAUCUACAACUUUGCAAAGAAAAAAUAAAGUUUUAUGAUGAAAUGGAAGUGACAGAUGAAGAUGAGUGUGUCACAUCGCCUUAUUUAAUGAGUGAUUGGUUCAAAGGCGAGCUAGUAAGAGUAUACAAAGAACUCUGUAAACUGACAAAAAGCGACUACAAACCAAGCGCUAAGAUUGGUCACAUAAAGAUACGCAUAACAGAAGGGCACCCUCAGGGUCCAGCUCAGAAGCUUCAAGCGUGGCUCAAAGAAAACAGGGAAGAAAACGGGGACCUCUCAUUUCCCGACUUUAUAGACAUAGUCAAAUGUGUGAAAGCUGCAAAUGAAGAAGACUUGUUGAACUGGAGUAAAGGGCAAAUACUUGAGGAAGCACGGCGAUUAUUCACGGAAUGCGGUAAAGCGCUCCAGAAGCGCCGGCAGAAGCGCGAGUGGCGCGACCUGGUGAGCAAGGUGGAGGGCUCUGUGGAUGUGGACCCGGCUGACAGCGACCCGCUGUUGUGGGCCAAGCUCGAGGACAACCGACGGAUAGCUAGGCGGAAGGAAGCUGAUAUACUGGAGCACUACUCACAACUAACGCCAGGAUCGGCUGGCAAGCAGAGAAAUAAAAUAACUGUAUUUAAACCAAGCGCAGUAACGACCGAGAUUGCAGGCAAGAAAUACAUCGAAAUAUCAGUCGACCCUACUCAAGUACCGACCACGUCAACUAAUGCAGACUUUUCCUAUGAAGUCCCAAUAGAAUAUGACCUAUCGUGUCGAGAACAAAAUUUAAAAACAGAACCGAUUGAUCAAAAACCUCUGUUGGUUCCGCAGCCAAUAGACCCUAGUGACGUAAUAGUGUGUUCAGAUUCUGACGACUACAGCACAACAGACGAUGAACACUCUGAUGUGGAAUUUGAUGAUUUACCUGGCAACAAUAACGAUUUAAAUCCUAUGCCAGUUAAAGUUGAACUUUUUGAAGCCACUGAAAAUGACGUUAUUGCUGGCAAUGAUAGUCAGAGAAGCACAGGAGAUAGUGAAGGUGUGAUGCAUGAUACACACAAUAGUAUACAAAAGGAAGAUAAUACAGAAAACAAAGGAAGUAGAAUUAUAGAAAAUAAUACAGGUGCAAGGAAGAAUAAUACAGAAACUGAUGUUUUAGAAAACAAUAUAAGAACAAGCACACUUGACCAAGAAAGUGAUAUUUUAGCAAAUGAUACAAGUGCCAAUAAUCAUAAUAUUGAAAAUGAAAACAUUACAGAUUUGCGAUAUUCACAAGUAGAAGCUGUUAUUGAACAUGCUGUGGCAACUGCUGUAUUACCAGAAAGUGCUGAUGAAGGUGUAAAGAUCAAAGAAGAACCUGGAUUGUCAGCGGAAGAAACUCUCAAGCUUAUGUUAGAAUUUGAUAACAAUGGCCUUGAUAAUGUUCAAAUUAAGGUACUGGACUGUGGUGAACCACAAGUUUGCAUUGACAUAUCAUCAUCAUCAGACAGUGAAAGUGAUGAUGAUGAAGACAAUGAGUUAGAUAAAGUGGACCAAGCGACCAAUCCUGACCUCCAAAAUGCUGAGCCAAACAUAGAUAGAUAG